AUGGAGGCCUUUGGCCGCUCACUCCCCUUCUUACUCCUCCUCCUUCCUUCCCUCUUCCUUUCGGCUUCUUCUCUUUCCGACGCUGAGGCUGCCUCUAUCACCCGACGUCAACUCCUCACUUUCCACAACUCCGGCGACCUCUCCGAUGACUUUGAGUUCGAAUUUAAGGUGGAUUACAGGUUCAAGAACCCUCGUCUUCGGAGGGCGUACAUUGCCCUCCAAGCUUGGAAACAUGCCAUCCACUCCGAUCCUUCUAACUUCACCGGUAAUUGGGUUGGUUAUGAUGUUUGCUCAUACAAUGGCGUCUUUUGUUCCCCUGCAUUUGAUGAUGCUUCUCUCCAAGUUGUGGCCGGCAUUGAUCUCAAUGGUGCCGACAUCGCCGGAUUCAUCCCCGCAGAGCUCGGUCUCCUCACCGACAUCGCAAUUAUCCACCUCAACUCUAAUAGGUUUUGUGGUGUUCUUCCUAAGAGUUUCAAAAGGCUCACCCUCCUCCACGAGUUGGAUUUAAGCAACAAUAGGCUUGUCGGAAAGUUCCCCGACGUCCUCAUCGGGCUUCCCGGUCUUCACUAUCUUGAUCUCCGGUUUAAUGAGUUCGAAGGUGAACUCCCAUGGGAACUAUUCGACAAAGAUCUCGAUGCACUUUUCUUAAAUGAUAACAGAUUUGAAUCUCGUAUACCUGAUAACCUCGGCAACUCCACUGUCUCUGUCAUCGUCUUGGCUAAUAACAAGCUCGACGGCUGCAUUCCAAGCAGUAUCGGAAAUAUGGCAAGCACUCUAAAUGAGCUCGUCUUCUCGAAUAAUGGUUUAUCUGGUUGCUUACCGCCGGAGAUUGGUUCAUUGGCUAAUGUAACAGUUCUUGAUCUUGGGGAAAACAACUUCACGGGCGUGUUGCCAAGGAGUUUUGCCGGAAUGAAAACUGUGGAACAGUUGGAUCUUGCUCACAACAUGCUCACUGGUGUGAUGUCUGAGGAUAUCUGCAAGUUGCCACGCCUUAAUAAUUUAACAUUCUCUGAUAAUUAUUUCAAAGGUGAGGCCAUGGAGUGCUUGGCACUAGGAAGUGAAGUGGUUUUUGAUGAUAAGGGUAAUUGUCUUGCUGAGAGGUCUGGGCAAAAGGAUGUUAAGACUUGUGCUAAGGUGGUGAACCAACCUGUGGAUUGUGGCAAGUCUAAAUGUAGCUCAUCUCGAGCUAAAUCUCCUCCGGCCAAAUCACCACCACCACCAUCUCCGGUCAAAUCUUCUCCGCCACCUCCAGUUACUUCUCCACCACCACCACCCCCAACGAGUUCACCACCACCACCUUCUCCUUUAUUUCAUUCACCACCACCUCCAGUCAAAUCACCACCACCACCACCUCCGGUUAACUCACCACCACCUCCACCACCUCCAGUUAACUCACCACCACCACCACCUUUGGUCCGUUCACCACCACCACCACCACCAUCAAUUAAAUCACCUCCACCGUCACCUUCAGUUCGUUCACCACCUCCUCCUGUAAACUCCCCACCACCAUCACCACCACCUUCAGUCCGUUCACCACCACCACCGGUUAACUCCCCACCACCACCACCUCCAGUCCGUUCACCACCACCACCUCUUAAGUCCCCACCACCACCACCUCUAAUACGUUCACCACCACCUCCGGUUAAGUCCCCACCACCACCACCACCACCAACAGUCAAAUCAUCUCCACCACCACCACCACCUCUAGUUCGUUCACCACCACCCCCAGUCCGUUCACCACCACCACCAGUCAAAUCAUCUCCUCCACCACCACCUCCAGUCCGUUCACCACCACCACCACCACCAGUCAAAUCAUCUCCUCCACCACCACCUCCAGUCCGUUCACCACCACCUCCUGUUAACUCCCCACCACCACCUUCAAUCCAUUCACCACCUCCUCCAGUGAACUCCCCACCACCACCACCAGCAGUAGUCAAAUCACCUCCACCACCAACACCUUCAGUCCAUUCACCACCUUCUCCUGUCAACUCCCCACCACCACCAUCACCUCAACUUCAUUCACCACCACCUCCAGUAAAAUCAUCUCCACCACCUCCAACUAGAUCACCUCCAUCAACUCCCAUCUUCUCUCCCCCUCCACCAGUUCAUUCACCACCCCCACCAUCACCAUUACCCUCAACUGGAGUACUUCCAGUAAUUCCAGUUCAUUCACCACCACCACCUCCAGUUCAUUCACCACCACCACCAGUCUACUCUCCUCCUCCUGCACCCGUGAGUUCACCUCCACCACCAUCAAGGACAGGAUCAUAUCCUCCUCCAACUCCAAAACAAGACUUUGACGUUCUCCCUCCAACACUUGGACUUAGUUAUGCAUCACCACCACCACCCAUGUUUCCAGGUUACUAA
This is a messenger RNA of Dioscorea cayenensis subsp. rotundata (Guinea yam), 2367 nucleotides long. RefSeq names its product pollen-specific leucine-rich repeat extensin-like protein 4. Bases 1 to 2367 code for a protein of 788 amino acids. The transcript has 3 exons. The record is from RefSeq and is a predicted model, not a curated record. Lineage: Eukaryota; Viridiplantae; Streptophyta; Magnoliopsida; Dioscoreales; Dioscoreaceae. Gene Ontology annotation, molecular function: protein binding.